Molecule: messenger RNA, 816 nt
Organism: Chelonia mydas (Green sea turtle)
Lineage: Eukaryota; Metazoa; Chordata; Testudines; Cheloniidae
Gene: TWIST2
Product: twist family bHLH transcription factor 2
Exons: 2
Coding region: 209-691 (160 amino acids)
Biological process (GO): developmental process; regulation of transcription by RNA polymerase II
Molecular function (GO): protein dimerization activity; DNA-binding transcription factor activity, RNA polymerase II-specific; RNA polymerase II transcription regulatory region sequence-specific DNA binding
Source: RefSeq, a predicted model, not a curated record
AUAACUUCCUCUCUCCAAGACCUCAGUUUUUGCACAACCCCGUCCUUGAAAUAAGAGCCCUUCAAGCAACCUGGAAAACGUCUGGUCAGCAAAAAACUCCUGUUUUUUCCAAAGGAUCUGUCUCAGGAAUUUAAAACACAUUUAAGACACACUCACACCACAUCAGGAGGGGGGAAAAGUCCCUUCCCCUCCCCUUCUUGCAGAAAGAAUGGAAGAAAGUUCCAGUUCUCCUGUUUCCCCUGUGGAUAGCUUGGGGACCAGUGAAGAGGAGCUGGAAAGGCAGCCAAAGAGAUUUGGCAGGAAGAGGAGAUACAGUAAGAAAUCCAGCGAAGAUGGCAGCCCCAACCCAGGCAAGAGGGGGAAAAAGUCCAGUCCCAGCUCCCAAUCUUACGAAGAACUCCAAAGCCAGAGGAUCUUGGCCAAUGUCAGAGAGAGGCAGAGGACUCAGUCCCUCAAUGAAGCCUUCGCAGCCCUGAGGAAAAUCAUCCCCACGUUGCCCUCUGACAAACUCAGUAAAAUCCAGACUCUCAAACUCGCAGCCAGGUACAUAGACUUCCUCUACCAGGUCCUACAGAGCGACGAGAUGGACAAUAAGAUGACAAGCUGCAGCUAUGUGGCCCAUGAGCGGCUUAGUUAUGCCUUUUCAGUGUGGAGGAUGGAAGGCGCUUGGUCCAUGUCUGCCUCCCACUAGCCAGCACCUGGGCAAAAGCAAAUACAACUGCUGAAGGGACUGUCCAGUGUCUGAGACUGAAGUGGAAUUGGGACAUAUCCAAGUUUGUAGCCUCUGAAACCUUAAUAACCUCAAGUAAACUGGUC